GCGCAACCGCCCGUGACGAUCGUCUGUGUCGGCAUGGCAGGCAGCGGCAAGACAACUUUCAUGCAGCGCAUCAACUCGCACCUGCACUCGAAGCAAACCCCUCCCUACGUCCUCAAUCUCGAUCCCGCCGUGCGCAAAGUCCCCUUCGACUCCAACAUUGACAUCCGCGACUCGGUCAACUACCGCGAGGUCAUGAAGCAAUACAACCUCGGCCCCAACGGCGGCAUCCUCACAUCCUUGAACCUGUUUGCAACAAAGAUAGACCAAGUUCUCGGCAUCUUGGAGAAGCGCUGUCUACCUGAAAGUCAAGACAAGGGAAAGGAAGACACAGUCCCCAAGCACGUUCUGGUCGACACGCCGGGCCAGAUCGAGGUCUUUGUCUGGUCCGCCAGUGGAAGCAUCCUGCUGUCUUCGCUCGCCUCGUCAUUCCCCACCGUCCUCGCCUAUGUCAUCGACACACCGCGUACCACCGCCUCGACCUCGACCUUCAUGUCAAACAUGCUCUACGCCAUCUCCAUCAUGUACAAGACCCGUCUGCCUAUGAUCCUCGUCUUCAACAAGAACGACGUCAAGUCAGAAGAAGAAGCAAUUGACUGGAUGCGCGAUUUCGAGUCUUUCCAGGAAGCAUUGCGCAAAGAGGAAGAGGAAGAGGCCGAGACUGGCGCAGGCGGAUCGGGCUACAUGGGUUCGCUGCUCAACAGCAUGAGUCUCGUGCUCGAAGAGUUCUACAACAACCUCAGUGUCGUCGGUGUGAGCAGUAUGACCGGUGCUGGUAUUGACGCCUUCUUCGAGGCUGUCGAAGAGAAGAGAGUAGAGUUCAACAAUGACUACAAAGCAGACCUCGACCGCCGAAGAGAACAACGCGAAAAGGAAAAGGAGGCCAACCGUGAAAAGGAAGUCGCAAGGAUGAUGAAGGAUAUGCGUGUCGGAGGAAACAAGUCACGGACACCCAAAGACGAGCCCGAAACCGUCUCGGAAGCCGAGGAGGAAGAUGAAGACAACGACGGUCUGAUCGAAAGAGACGAAGACGAGGACAUCAGUCAAGAAGGUCUUCAACAACGAUACCAACAAGCUCUGGCUGCAGGCAGUAAUGUCACGUCUGGUGAGGAUAUGAGCUUCGCCAAGUACGUCCAGGCU
This is a messenger RNA of Aureobasidium namibiae CBS 147.97, 1137 nucleotides long. RefSeq lists its product as uncharacterized. The record is from RefSeq and is a predicted model, not a curated record. The transcript has a single exon. The annotation marks the transcript as partial. Gene Ontology annotation, molecular function: GTPase activity. Lineage: Eukaryota; Fungi; Ascomycota; Dothideomycetes; Dothideales; Saccotheciaceae.